Messenger RNA from Polypterus senegalus (gray bichir), 576 nucleotides. RefSeq names its product zinc finger BED domain-containing protein 4-like. The coding region runs from base 20 to 349 and encodes 109 amino acids. The record is from RefSeq and is a predicted model, not a curated record. Gene Ontology annotation, molecular function: protein dimerization activity. The transcript has 2 exons. NCBI's taxonomy places the organism in Eukaryota, Metazoa, Chordata, Cladistia, Polypteriformes, Polypteridae.
CACAGUCUCGCUGUCUGACAUGUUCGAUGAGAUCCUCCAAGAGAAUAACCCAUUUGCAAGACAGAGGACAAGCUCAACCGCUCAACAGUUAGAUGGUUAUCUCUCAGAAGUCCCCAUCCCCAGGAGCAAUAACCCUCUCGAAUUUUGGAGGACCAAUCAAGGCCGCUUUCCCGACCUGGCGCAGAUGGCACGCAGGUACUUGUCUGCUCCAUGCACAAGCACCGACAGCGAGAGACUGUUUAGUGCUGCAUCUCAUGUCAUCGAUGAGAAGAGGAACCGAUUUUCAUGUGAGAAAGCAGAGAAGCUACUUUUCAUAAAGAAGAACCUGCCACUUUUUCUGAAGAAGUAGGCUAAGUAGGCUUAUGUCUAGGACAGUUAUUCAUUUGUUGUGGGUUCAUCCACAUUUUUUGCACUAUUCAAUGCACAUUUGUUGUUGUAGACAUACAGAGUUACAUUCUUUCAGCAGUCAGUUAUAGGCCUAACAUAGGCUAUUCAAGAAGGGGGGCUUCAAAGAUGGCCAAAUAAAAAUAUUUUUUUAUUUUACUAAUUUAUUUAUUUUAAGUUAUAUUGUGCUUU